CUUCGAUAGCCAUCGACUCGAAAAAUUCCCUACAAAAGGGAGAUUUUGAGGAAACUUCGGCAGAGACCAUGGAGACGCUCAGCUUUAGACUCUUGUUGUCUCAGGUGUUGGUUUGCCUCGCGAGUGCUCAAUCUUGGACUCCUCGGCAGCUGGACUGCUAUUCGCCAACGAGACAGCCAGGACAGUGCAUCGGAAUCCGAGAAUGUCCACCUCUUCUGAGUCUCCUUCAAAGUCGGCCCCUAAAUCCUCAAAACGUCGAUUUUCUGAGACAAUCCCAAUGUGGAUUCGAAGGAAGGGACCCCAAAGUGUGCUGCGUGGAUCCAAGAUCGAAUACCGGCAACGUACCCACGACGACAUCCGGAGCAACCGACGAGCAAAAGCAGGACGUCCAGAGCAAGGUGAACCUCCAGGACCACCCUUUGCUCCCUAAAGAGUGUGGCAGAGAUUUAUCCCAAAGGAUCGUGGGAGGAGAAAAGGCAGGAAUCGACGAAUUUCCGUGGAUGGCUCUCCUGGAAUACGACAAACCGAACGGGAGGGUAACGGCCUGUGGAGGAGUACUGAUAAGCGAUAGAUACGUCCUGACCGCGGCGCACUGCCUGAAGGGAAAGGAUCUACCAAGGACCUGGAGACUGUCCAGCGUCCGUCUCGGAGAAUACAACACCGAGACCGAGCACGACUGCAUCGCCGAUGGGGAAGACAGCCAAGUGUGCGCCGACGACCCCAUCUCCGUAGGCAUCGAGGAACAUAUCGCCCACGAAGAUUACGUGCCCCAAUCCAGGGACCAGCGGUUCGAUAUCGCUCUCCUGCGACUCACGAGAAGCGUCAGCUUCACGAACUUCAUCAAGCCGAUCUGUCUGCCCAGUGACGAAAGUCUAGGGCCGAAGCUGGUGGUGGCAGGCUGGGGGAAAACGGAGACGAAGACGGAGUCCAACAUCAAGCUGAAGCUGACUCUGCCCUUGGCCGAUGGUGCGGAGUGCAACCGAACUUAUGGAAAUGCCGGAGUCAGGCUAGGGGGAGGACAGAUCUGCGCAGGGGGCCAGAGAGGCAAGGACUCCUGCAGGGGAGAUUCCGGUGGGCCCUUGAUGUCCUUUCAGAGGUCCUUCGAUGGCACCGGAAGGUGGGCCGUCGUGGGAAUCGUAUCGUUCGGACCUUCUCCGUGCGGCAUGCAAGGCUGGCCUGGAGUCUACACCAAGGUUGACGAUUACACCCCCUGGGUGCUAAGGAACCUGAGAGCUUAGUUUUAUGUUCUUCGAUGACGAUUUGCGACGACGAUGGCCAAUGAGCUCCUGUCGGUGGCUGGAGGGAACUCGAAAGUCCUCGUGGUUGGAUUUGGCCCUGAAUAGGAGAGAAAUUUCCGAGCAUUACUGCACACUACUGGCGACCGGAGGGACGAUUUUGGACGUAGGGGGCAUUAAGGCGAUACGAAAGUGGCGUCAGGCAUUUUUCUAACUUUCCUGCGAUCCGUGGUACCGAACUAAUUGACAUUUUCUCGCGGGAAGGUGAUCUCGAGGAGAGUCGUCCUCUCUUGCGAAGCCUUUCACCUGAAAUAUAAAUUCCGUAUAUUCUACGUUCAUGGUGCCGACAGUUGUGUUGGUUUUUUUUCUUUUUCCUUUUAUGGACACGUAAACCAUGCAUUUGUUCGCAUCACAUGUCAGUAUCACUCUCCAUCGUUGAGGAAUGUUCAUGGAAUAAUUGUCGCCGAAUGGUACCGUACUCUAAAUACUCGUAACGACCGAUCUCGGGGAUUGUUACAUGUUUCGUUGAUGUUGUAAUGACAGUACCGCAUACACGAAUGCAACCCUUGAACUUAAGUUAGCUUUGUUGGCGGGAACAAGUUGCAUAAUUGUGGUUGCGUUUGCGCCAGUUUCUCAGCCUUGUUUACGUCUGUUAAAACCGAUAAGGAAAUUGAUACGAGGGGACGUGGGAUGCAAAAAAUAUGGAGCGACUUGCAGGGAAAUCAGGUCAGUGGGAUUGUAAUUAAUAAGCGAAUUCGUGCCUUGACGCGAUCGUUGCUCGGAAAGCAGACUUCGCGUCCUGUCUUUCUCGUUUUUCUUUAACCGAUACGAAUAUUUUUAUUUUUUAACGACCAAAUACACUGAUCAUUUCACAAA
Orussus abietinus is the source of this 2111-nucleotide messenger RNA. Its product is annotated as serine protease easter-like. Bases 69 to 1238 code for a protein of 389 amino acids. Gene Ontology annotation, biological process: proteolysis. The transcript is spliced from 3 exons. The record is from RefSeq and is a predicted model, not a curated record. Gene Ontology annotation, molecular function: serine-type endopeptidase activity. NCBI's taxonomy places the organism in Eukaryota, Metazoa, Arthropoda, Insecta, Hymenoptera, Orussidae.